Messenger RNA from Phycomyces blakesleeanus NRRL 1555(-), 297 nucleotides. RefSeq lists its product as hypothetical. The annotation marks the transcript as partial. The record is from RefSeq and is a predicted model, not a curated record. Lineage: Eukaryota; Fungi; Mucoromycota; Mucoromycetes; Mucorales; Phycomycetaceae. The transcript is spliced from 2 exons.
AGUUUCUCUGGUGACGGUACCUUUUACGCUGUUGGCCUUGGAUCGUGCGGAACCGAUGAUGGCAACACCGAUCUGGUUGCAGCAUUGAAUGCUCCUCAGAUGCAAAACGGUGCCAACCCUAACAACAACCCCAUCUGUGGUCGUCGUGCUGUAGUCAAGGGUCCCAAAGGAUCUGUCACAGUCAGAAUUGUUGAUACUUGCCCUCCUUGCCAAAAGGGUGAUCUUGACUUGAGCCCUGCUGCUUUCGGAAAGAUUGCUGACUUUGCCGCUGGACGUGUUCCCAUCACCUGGAACUGG